UCAUUGGUUUGUUAUUGGUUCUUUCCUCAGUCAUCUUCUCUUCAACUGCAACUAACACACCCAAAUCACCACAAUCUUUCCAAAACAAUGCCACUGAAUCAACCUAUAUGUUACUAAUCACUUCUACCAUUCAUUCAAUUUCAUCUACAAAAUAAAAACCAAACCAUGGCAACAUCGAAAACAAUCUCAGCAGCUCUCAAACUCGUUGACACCAAGAAACAAAAUCUCAAAAAAGCAUACGAUGAUCUUCAAUCACAUUCUUCUCUCCUCUCUUCCCUCCCCCUUUCAUGGCCAGACCUUGAUUCUCACUUCACCACCCUCCACAACACUCUCUCUCAACGUUUCCUCCAUCUCCAAACCCUAGAAUCACAGUUACAUCAAAACCACACCGACCCAUCAUCUUCCCCUUCUCAAUUACCUAACCCAAAUCCUAAAAAUCAAAACUUUUCAUCAGACCCUAAUGACCCAUCUUCGUCUUCUAACCCUACAACUCACUUGGAAGCGUUGACUGCGUUUUGUAAGAACAAUGAUGGAAAAGGGUUGAGGACUUACAUCGGGGAUAAUUUUAAGGACAAAGGUAUAAUGAAAGAUGAACUUCAGAGUGCAUUUAAAUCUGCGUCUAAUCCUGCUGACAUGGUUCUUGAUGCAAUUGAGGGUGUUUUUGUUGCAAAUGCAGUGAUUGAUGGGAAAGAACCUAGGUUUAUUAAAAAAAGUUUUAAUUUUUUGUUACAACAGUUGAGGGUUUUUUCUCCUUAUGUUAGUUUUGAUCUUAGAAAGAAAGCUAAGAGAUUGUUUAAUGAGUGGAAGGUAAACCUGAUGAAUGAGAAUUCUGAGCCGAGUUGGACUUUGGCUUUUUUACAAUUUGUUGCUGUUUAUGGUUUUCUAUCUGAAUUGACUCUGGCUGAGCUUGCUGCUUAUUCUGCUACUGCUUCUGCUAGUGAUGAUCUUAUUGACCUGUACCAGAUUAUUGCUUUGUCAGAUAGAGUUCAAGGUAUUAUUCAUAAACUUAUUGAAAGAAGCAAACAUAUUUUGGCUGUCAAGUAUAUUUUUCACUUCAAACUUACCGAUACGAUGCCACCAGUUCCCAUUUUGAAAGCUUACGUCGAUGAUGCACAAAAACUCGCUAAAAGACUUGCCUCCGAGGGAAAGCCAAAUAAUGAGGUCAAAUCUAGAGAAAUCCAUGCACUGAAAUCAGUGAUUAAGGUUAUUGAGAGCUAUAACCUUGAUUCUGAGUUUCCGCGUGCAAGCAUUGAACAACGUAUAGAUGAAUUGUAUAAGCAGCGUAGGGUAGGUGGAAAAACGGCUGCACCAGCAGCUUUUGCCGCAAAGCCACAACAACAACUGAGUGGAAUCAAGCGUCGUCUAACUGCUGCUCCAUUCGGUCCCGCUUCAACCAUACACCAAUACCAACAACCUCAUUUCCCUCCCACGAGUUUGUUGCCGGAACAUCCAAAUCCAUACACGAGCAUGCCACCAGCACCGUUUGGCAUGAAGGCACCGACACCAACUGUCCCCUCCUAUACAGUUCCAAUGGCUACCAAUGGAAACCUCAAUCAAUCUGUUUCUCAUCCGAAUUCAUCACAACAACCACUAGUUAUGCCGGGUUAUUAUGCCUCAAUGGGUCCCAACAGCAACCUCGGUCAAGGUGGUUCUCAUCCCAAUCCGUCAGAGUCACGGGUUAUGCCAGGUUAUUAUGCCCCAAUGAGUUCCAGUGGCAACGCCGAUCAAGGUAGUUCUCAUCCGAAUCCGUCUGCUUCUGGCGGCUAUGGUCUGCAACAUUAUUACGGAUAGCAAUUGCUUUCUCUUUUGGGUACUUAAUUCCAAGAUUUUAGGAUAGGAAUCUGAUUAAACAAGUAAGAAUUGUGACCUUUCACUUUUCAAUUACAUCAUUUUGCAUCGGAAAAGUUCAUUUUAGAUCGGUCGUGAUCUAGUUUGAACUUCUUUGUUCUUGAUCUUCUUAGUUGCGAAAAUAUUUCUGCUAGGCGAUGAAACUUAGACAGGUUUUGGAAAAUAAUACUCACUAGUAUAGAAACUUUAUACUUUCGAAUUAUGUGUAGUUUUAGUCUAGAAUGAUUUAACAAGUUUUCUGUGCUUUCA
Lathyrus oleraceus (garden pea) is the source of this 2097-nucleotide messenger RNA. Its product is annotated as truncated FRIGIDA-like protein 1. Lineage: Eukaryota; Viridiplantae; Streptophyta; Magnoliopsida; Fabales; Fabaceae. The coding region runs from base 166 to 1791 and encodes 541 amino acids. The transcript is spliced from 3 exons. The record is from RefSeq and is a predicted model, not a curated record.